AUGAUCCGCAUCCUCAUCUCAGCGGUGCUGCUGCUGCUGGCCCGUGGGGACGACAGCUUCUUCCUGGCACCGCUGGAGGGAAAGCAAGGCCCAGAGCUUGCCUUGAUCCUGGUGCAGGGUGCCAGCUGCCCCGUAAAGGGCUACAAGCCGGUGGGAGAGGCAAUCCAGAAGGCCUCUCCAUUCAAGGUUUGGGUUGGCGUUCCGCAACACCUCUUCGACCUUGCAGAGUUCCAGUUUGAGGCAAAGGUAAAUGACAUGCUGAAGCAGAUGGAGAAUGCGGGUAUGAAGGCUCACCACAAGGUGAUGAUGGGCCACAGCCUUGGAGCUGUCCAAAGCCAGUUCUACGCCGCGGGCUCGGGGCAAGGCAAGAUCGAUGCGCUUGUACUGACUGCCGGCACGGUGCUGCGAAAGUACCGCAAUUCCACAAAGCUGCCACCAACGCUAACGAUUGAUGGAGACCUGGAUGGACUGUUGCGCAUUACGCGCCAGGCGGAAGCUUACUUCCACCAGGUGAUCAAGGUUGGCGGAGCUGACGCACCCGGAUUGGAUCGGCCAGUGGUCUUGCUGGAGGGCCUGGACCACUGGAGCUUCAGCUCGGGCGACCGCCCAUCAAAUGUCAAGAAGAAUGACAUCCAGCCAGAGGUGACGAUGGAAGCGGGCCACGCAAUGAUCGGUGAAGUAGUGGCGGACUACAUGAGCUCUUUGUUUGGCUCUGAUGAGGAGAAGGCAGCAGCUGGGACGAAGAUUGUAGGAGCUGUCAAGAAGACCGGGGAGCUGGUGGAACCUGUCCUGGCUGCAUUGCACCUUGAGGGCUACCACUACCUCAAUCCUCCAUGCAACAGCGACUACCCCACCAACCCAACCUGUCAGUACGCCAGGUAUCCUGACAAAUCCCUACUGCCGCCGGCUGGUCCCCCCAAGCCUAUGCCUCCAGCUGAUUGCACCUGUGGUAGUGACUGGGUGGCCAACACGGCCGCCAGCAUUGUGGCGGGUUUCGAGGAGACUCCUGCAUCACAGGCAAAGCUUGUCACCAAGGAUGCGUUCCACGACGUCUCCGAUGUGAGGCCAUUCCACUUGCCCCACAUCUUUGAACCUCAGCCGGGAACCGCCUGCUCAGACCCUUCCACGUGCUUCAUCAAUGCCACCACCGUGUCGAUGCCCAUCUAUGAUUUCAAGGACGACUUCGACACAGGCCUUUGGCCGGUCACCGCCAGCGAAUUCCGAACGAAGUUCAAGUCCCGUGAGGCUCUGCAGCAGGCUGCAGGACUUAAGGAUGUCAACUACACAGCAACAGAUGAGUUGAACACCGAAAUCUGCAAGUCCAUCAACCAGGCUGCCUACGACUGGGCCUUGAAGGCAGCCUCCAGCAUUGCCCGUGACCGCUUCCUGAAGCAUGGCCAGCCACUCGUUUUCGUGGAGGAUAAGAAGUCCGGCUUCGGUCCCAGGGGUCCAACGUGGAUCCACGAUGCGCUGUCCUUCACUCCUAGCCAGGAUAAGAAAGCGGUCGCUGUGCAAUCCCACUACUUCCCCCUAAAGAACAAGAAAUUGGGAGAUGUGCCCUUCAUUCAAACUGUUGGCUAUCACUACUGCAAGCUCUUAUCGCCAGCACGCGCCAUGGAAUGGAUAUAUGUGGACGGCCUGAAAGAAUUCUAUGGCACCAGGAACGAUCAGAUUCAAAUCGUAGUCUAA
Molecule: messenger RNA, 1689 nt
Organism: Symbiodinium pilosum
Lineage: Eukaryota; Dinophyceae; Suessiales; Symbiodiniaceae
Source: the annotation of a GenBank genome assembly